Messenger RNA from Didymodactylos carnosus, 3182 nucleotides. Lineage: Eukaryota; Metazoa; Rotifera; Eurotatoria; Philodinida; Philodinidae. The record is from the annotation of a GenBank genome assembly.
GUUAUUUAGUUUUGUCUUAUAUUCAAUACAUUAUCUCAAAUAUUAAUCAUACUGAUGUCUUAUGUAAGAUGUUUGAUUGUCUAAUAAAAUGGCUUCAGUUUGGUAUACCCAUAUUAAAAUUUGAAACAAUGUUUGAUUAUUUAUUUAAUGCAUUAAAUAGUGUACAAUUAUUUGAUAAUGCUUGCGAAUGUGUUAUUGUUCUAUUUAAUUCACCAGACGCAUUAAAGUAUCCGACUACAUUUACUCGUCUGUUACCUUAUGUUUUGAGUCUUGAAACGUUAUUGGAUCAUGCUAUAGGAUGCGGUGAUAAAAAAAAAUGUGAAUCUUUAACAAAAUUAAUAGCAACGUUUGGUGACAAUCAUGCUAAAUUAUUAUUACAACUAGCAUUAACAAUGCAUCCACAAUCUCAACAAUUGCUAAAUAAUUUUUGUAAACUUGUUAUGCGUUGCACUGAAAUGAAAGGACAGUACCUGAUUGAUGAAACAUGUUCAGAACUCACAUUUAGUUUUUGGUACGCAUUACAGGAAGAAGUGACAUCAUGUAAAGAUGAUAAAACACAAACACUCUGUAUGGAAAUAUGUCGUCCUUAUUUUAUACGUUUAAUUGAAGUACUUAUUACAAAAGGACAAAUGCCAGAAAAUAAUCAGGACUACACAAGCGAAGAUAAAGAAACAUUUCGAAGUUAUCGUGUUGAUAUUGGAGAUACAAUAAUGUGCAUGCAUAAUGCGCUCGGUAACGAAGUCUUAGAAGUACUAGCUCAACAUUUGGCUUUAUCUAUCGAGCAAAAUUCGUCAUGGCAGCGACAAGAAUCCAUAAUGCAAUUAAUCGGUGCUGGAAGUGAAUAUGUUUCAUUAGAUGAAAAUAUUUAUUUACCAAAAAUAUUUUCACUUUUACCGAAAAUAAACUUUUGUAAUAGUUUAAUUAUAAAUGCUACAUUAACGGUUUUGGGACAGUAUAGCAGCUGGUUAGGACAUCAUCACGAAAUGCUUCAAAAUUGUGUGCAUUUAUGUGUAAAUGCGCUAUCAAAUCCAGAGCUAAUUCAAUCAGCCUCAAUUACCUUAAAAGAAUUAACGAUGGAAAAUCGAAGACGUAUGUCACAAUACUUGAAUGAUACGGUUCUCGAAAAUGGAAAUUUAAAUUCGAAUGAUCGCGUUCGUUGUGUGUCAAUAAUCGGUUAUAUGCUAUCCGCUUAUCCAUCGAAAAUUGUUAAUGAUCAUUUGAAUAUUCUAUUAGUGCCGGAAGUGAAUAAACUAUUGGAAUAUUUACAAAAUACAGAUAAUAGCUCGAUAGCUGUACGCAAAGAAAAUAUCUGUACAACUUUAAGUUUUAUAUCUGUAUUAAUUACUGCCAUCGGAUAUUGUGGAGAUCAAAAUGAUACCGAAGAAGAUGAACAAUCACAACAACAACUAAAUAAUUUAGCGCCAUUGACAGAUUCCUCAGCAGCAUCAGAAGUUCUAACAAGUUUCAUGCGUGACCUCGAUCCGAUUUUACAUCUUGUAUUAAAACAGUAUUCUGAUGAUAAAGAAGUAACAGAGAAAAUAUGUGAAAUUCUUUGUCGAACUAUAACAACGUUAAAAGAAGGGAGCACGCCGAUAUUAAUGACAUUAUUACAACUAUUACAAUGUAUUGGCCCAAAUAUUUUACAUUUACAGUUUUUAAACUUUGUUAGAAAUAGUCUUUUGUUAUUUUCUCAAGAGACGAAUGAAAUAGUAUUUAAUUUAUUUCCUACCGUUUUGCAACGAUUUGGUUGCUUAUUUAAUGGUGAUAUUCUAUGGUUAAAAAAUAAUGUUGAUAUUGUCGAAGAUUUUGCUAAUUUUCUCACACAAAUCAUUAAAAAGCUACCGCAUGUCGUUAGCCGUUGUCCAAUUGAGGCACUUGUUCUUCUGUUUGAGUUUGUGAAAAACGGUAUUCAGUUACAUGAACAAUUACCGUUGAGGAGUGUGACAAUGUUUACAGCACACUACGUUGAAUAUUGUAAAUUGGAUAAUCGUGCUGCUAAUUUAUUACAAGAAAACGGUCUUGAAAUUGUUCGGAUUUCACUAAAAGCCAUUGGCGGGAACAGUCCAAAACAUUUAGUUGAUACACUAUCUUUAUUAUUGUUUACCUUAUCAAAACUUUAUAUUGAUUGGACGAUAAAAUGGGUCCAUCAAUGUUUGAGUGAUCCAAAUUUUCCCUCACCAGCCGCCACUACAGACCAUCGUGAAGCAUUAAUUAAAGCAUUGACACGUUUUAUUAUCACAGAUAAUGUGCAAAAAAUUUUGAAAAUGUGUAUAUUACUGUGUUAUAAUCAUACCUCAAAUGAUGAAGAUAUUGGAUAUGAAUUGAUUCUAUUAAGUAAUCGUGAUGAAGAAUUUCAUCGACCGUCCCUAGCAGCCCAUGUUUGGCCAGAAACAAAUUAUGUUCUUGGAGGUCAAGAUAUCACUCCCAGUCGUGAAGGAGGCACAUGGCUUGGUUUCAAUACACAGGGACGAAUUGGUGUUCUAUUAAACUUACCAAAAUCUACUGAUAAUGAAUCGGAUAACAAAAAAAGUAGAGGCUUUAUUGUUCCAAAUUAUGUGAAUAACAUGUCUGUCGGUCUUGAUUAUUAUAUGAAAAAUCUUGACGACACUAAAAUGAACUACAACGGUUUUAGUUUUAUUGGAUUUGAAAAAAAUUUACUUUUAGAUGGCUGGAGAGUAGUAUAUACAAAUAAUGCAUCCAAUUUAUCCAUUCCUGUUGACGUACGUUCGAAAUUUUUUGUACUCUCGAAUCAUCAGUAUGGAAACGAAUAUGAAUUUUGUAAAACUCAACAUGGCUGUCAAUUGUUGGACAACACAUUAAAAGAGUUAACAAAUAAUUAUAAAACAAAAAUUACUGACGAAAAACAACUAGUUGAUCGUUUGAUGAUGGUAUUGAAUGAUCAGACAACAUUUUGUGAUGAUAAAAAUAUGGGUAUCGUCUAUCCUGAAAUAGCAAAUGAUAUUUCAUUAUAUUUAUCAGCAAUUUGUGUAAGAAUGCCAUUAACAGGAAAGAAAAGUACUUAUGGUACAAGAACACAUACCAUUAUUCUUGUUCGAUCAAAUCAUACUGGUUUGUAUUUGGAGAAAAAUAUUGAAAAUCCAUUGGAAAAUGAAAUGGUUUGGGAUGAAAAACGAUGGGAAUUUCGACUAGGAUGCUCGGAACCACCUACCCUUUUAAAAUGA